Nymphaea colorata (pocket water lily) is the source of this 1176-nucleotide messenger RNA. Its product is annotated as carbonic anhydrase 2-like. NCBI's taxonomy places the organism in Eukaryota, Viridiplantae, Streptophyta, Magnoliopsida, Nymphaeales, Nymphaeaceae. Gene Ontology annotation, biological process: carbon utilization. The transcript has 10 exons. Gene Ontology annotation, molecular function: zinc ion binding; carbonate dehydratase activity. Bases 278 to 907 code for a protein of 209 amino acids. The record is from RefSeq and is a predicted model, not a curated record.
GUUCUUGGCAAUCUUUGGUUGAAACUCGGUACUUUAAAUUCUAGGCAUCUUAGGCAGUUUUUGCUCCACCUCUGUUCUUGAUUUUUCACACAGGCGAGAAGCUCGAGCCCCAAAAUUUUGGAAAAAGCUUCAAAGCAGCCCAAUUCCAAGGGGAGCAGUUCCAUAACUGAAUUUGGAACCGACAUCCUAAGAAAAAUAUAGUUCCGAUAAAUAAGAGGAGCACGCCACUGUUCUCCUUGCCGUCAAGAUAUAGAGCCACUCAACAGAGAAAUUAACAAUGGACAUGGCAUCUGAAAAUGCACUGGACAAGUUGAGGCAGGGAUUCGAGCACUUCAAGAAGGAAGUUUAUCAACAACAACCUGAUACCUUCCAACAACUUUCACAAGGGCAGAGCCCCAAGUACAUGGUGUUUGCUUGCUCAGACUCCAGGGUGUGUCCUUCUAACAUAAUGCAACUACAACCAGGGGAAGCUUUCAUGGUUCGAAACAUAGCAAACAUGGUGCCUCCAUACGACCAGACAAGAUACGGCGGGGUUGGAGCUGCUCUAGAGUAUGCUAUUUUACAUCUCAAGGUGGCGAAUAUAAUAGUAGUUGGACACAGCCGCUGUGGAGGUAUCAAGGGCCUCAUGUCCAUUAAAAGUGAUGGCAGCACCAGCAGUGAUUUCAUUGAAGAAUGGGUGAAAAUAUGCGCCUCUGCGAUGGAGAACGUGAAAGCUCACCAUGCCAACCUAUCCUUUGCUGAACAGUGUACCAAAUGUGAAGUGGAAGCAGUGAAUGUGUCUCUAAACAACCUUCUCUCCUACCCUUUUGUUAAGCAAGCCCUUGCUAACAAAAGCCUUACCUUGUAUGGGGGUUACUACAAUUUUGUGGACUGCUCACUUGACCUGUGGGAAGCUAAUCAGAAGUGAGCAUGAGCACUGUGAAGUAUUGGGAAGAUGGAGGACGACCAACUUCCACAAUUUUGUUGCUUUUUUUUUUCUGAAGAUUGCAGAAGUGAGCAUGAGCAGCGUGAAGUGUUGGGAAGAUGGAGGACGACAUACUUCCACAAUUUUGUUGCUUUUCUUUUCUAGAUUUCAGAAAAAUGAUGCUGUUAUCAUUUGACUAAUAAUAUCUUACGUAUUGAUCAACAAAAUGAAAACAUAUGAUGCAGAAAAGGCCAUCUGACAUAAUGCUUCUC